UAUGAAACCACAGAAUGACACCUGAUGAACUCCUGGUGGCUGUUGGGAAAGUUCGACCGUCAUCACUUCCUGCUCUGUAAACCACCUGAAACAGUUUGUUGUCAUGGCGACGUCAGGGGAAAGGUUGACUCUGUUGUUAUGGUGUGUGUGUGUUUGUGUGUGUGUGUGUGUUUGUGUGUGUGUAAAGGUCAGGUGACCUCUGUGUGUGUAUGUGUGUGUGUGUAUAAAGGUCAGGUGACCUGUGUGUGUGUGUGUGUGUGUGUGUGUGUGUUCAGGACUCUUCCCAUGCUGACUCAGCAGUGAUCAGCUGUUUGUUCAGGCAGCAGCAGCAGCUCCUAACAAAGGCGGCCGUGCUGUUUCCAGAGCGCCGUCCUCCAUAAAGCCCGGGCCCGAGCGGCUCUGAGUGGUUUGACAUUGAGCUGCUGCAUCAUGCCUCUGCCCCGACGCCGCUCAUCUUUCCUGGGACAGCCGUCCUCCGAGCGCCCCGCCGCCGCCUCCAGCAGGAGGAUCAGCUCAGCCACCGCGGCCGCACCUCGUGGCGUCUUCGUGGGCUCUGCCUCUCCAAUGGGCGGGGCGUCCUGCCUGGGGACACGAGUGUCCCAACGCGUCCUGGGCAUCAGCAGCGUGUUCCUGCAGGGACUGAGGAGCAGCACGGCCCCGGUGCUGCCUCGCGCCGGGCAUCGGGCGGUGGGUCACGGCACAACGUCAGCCAGUCUGAACAGCUCCCUGAUGGAGUACAGAGACAAAGUGAGAGCUCUGGAAGACCUGAACCAGCAGCUGGAAGACCAGAUCCGACUGAGUCUGGACCGCAAGGCAUCCAGCGCCGGAGCUUGGGGACCCCUCAGGAGGGAGUGGGAGGACGUCUACAGACAGGUCAGUGAAGCCAUCCUGGACAAUGCUCGUCUGAUCCUGCAGACGGAGAACGUUCAGGCCAACGCCAAGGACUUCAAGGACAGGUACGAGGACGAGCAGCCGUUCAGGAAGGCGGUGCAGGAAGAGAUCAGCUCGCUGUUCAAAGUGAUCGACGACGCAGAGCUGACGAAGGUGGAGCUUGAGGAGCAGAUGGAGAACAUGAGAGCUGAACUCCGUAGUCUGGAUCAGAACCACGAGCAGGAUGUGCGAGUCCUCUACAAUCAGCUGGCAGGGCGUGAAGUGGACGAACUUGACGCUCCCAUAGAGACCAGUCUGGACCAGAUUCUGGCCUACAUCAGGAGCCACUGGGAGAAGGUGACGGAGAAGAACCGAGCCGAGAGUGACGUCUACCUGGAGUGUAAGGAGACGCAGUGUGGGAGCAGACUGAGUCCUGAAGAGGAGCAGGUGGAGGCACUGAAGGCCGAGUGUAACGACACCGGCUGUAAGAUCCAGAGUCUGCAGGCAGAGACCGAGUCCAUCAGGGCGCUGAAACGAGGUCUGGAGAACUCCCUGAGUGAUGCCCGGCACUGGCACGGCGUGGAGCUGCAGAAUCUGGGCUCAGUGGUGUCCAAACUGGAGGCAGAGCUGGGCGACGUGCGUAGUGAGAUUGAACAGCAGCGCCGCAACUACGACACACUGAUGAGCAACAAGCAGCGCCUGGAGCAGGAGAUCAGCAUGUACCAUGGGAUCCUGGACGGGGAGGAGAGCCGCUUCCAGCCCACCGAGGCACCGUGUCCAGGUCUGCAUCCAGAGCCUGAGGGAGCUGCUCCAGACUCCAGGGCCGACUUUCCAAGACCUCCAGGACCUCCAGGACAGUGAUCCCAGUGAAGGACCUGAGGAGCAGCCUGUAGUCCAGCAGAGACCUGAUGUUUGUGUUUACUCAGAUAAACGUGGACUAUGUGAGGUUGAACUGUUCUCUGCUGGAAGAUUUCCUAUCUGGUGAAGUGUGCAGGUGUGAAUGGCGCUGAGGACCUGCAGCAGGAAGUCCAGAGUGAACCAAACUCAGCGCUAUGUGUUGGUCGAGAUGUCGAUCAGUCUGAGAUCAUGUGAUCUGAAUCUGAGCUGAUGAUAAAACAGCUGGAUGUGAAUGCGAUGAGUCAGGUAAACCUGCUCCAGAACACCUGAGGACCGCACCUGAACCGGACCUUUGGGCCACACUACAGAGAAUUCUGAUUUUGGAUUCAUCAAGCAUUUGUUUGGUCAAGAUUAUUAGACAUUAUGUCAGAUUGUAUGAUACUAAAUAAAGAUUGAA
Molecule: messenger RNA, 2164 nt
Organism: Larimichthys crocea (large yellow croaker)
Lineage: Eukaryota; Metazoa; Chordata; Actinopteri; Sciaenidae
Gene: bfsp2
Product: beaded filament structural protein 2, phakinin
Exons: 7
Coding region: 430-1731 (433 amino acids)
Biological process (GO): intermediate filament organization
Cellular component (GO): cytoskeleton; intermediate filament
Molecular function (GO): structural molecule activity
Source: RefSeq, a predicted model, not a curated record